Molecule: messenger RNA, 6663 nt
Organism: Rhea pennata
Lineage: Eukaryota; Metazoa; Chordata; Aves; Rheiformes; Rheidae
Gene: HSPA12A
Product: heat shock protein family A (Hsp70) member 12A
Exons: 12
Coding region: 54-2066 (670 amino acids)
Source: RefSeq, a predicted model, not a curated record
GCGGCGCGGCGGGCGGAGAGCCGCAGGGCGGCGGCGGCGGCGGCGGCCCGGCCAUGUCGGAGACGGAGAGCAGCGCUGCAGAUGCAGUUUCCACAUCUGCUUACUCAUCACCAGCCAAAAGUUUGGGAGACCCUGGAAUAACGCCACUGUCUCCAUCACAUAUUGUGAAGGACUCUGAUGCAGAUGUUGCUGUGGAACAGUUAUUUCUUGUUGUUGUGGCUAUUGAUUUUGGCACUACAUCCAGUGGCUACGCCUACAGCUUCACCAAGGAACCGGAAUGUAUUCAUGUAAUGAGACGAUGGGAAGGUGGAGAUCCAGGCGUAUCCAAUCAGAAGACACCAACUACUAUCCUCUUAACACCAGAAAGGAAGUUUCAUAGCUUCGGAUAUGCAGCAAGAGAUUUCUACCAUGACUUGGAUCCAAAUGAGUCAAAGCAUUGGUUGUAUUUUGAAAAGUUUAAGAUGAAGCUACAUACCACUGGUAAUCUUACCAUGGAGACAGACCUGACAGCUGCAAAUGGCAAAAAAGUCAAAGCACUUGAGAUAUUUGCUUACGCCCUGCAAUUCUUUAAGGAACAGGCAUUAAAGGAGCUCAGUGACCAAGCAGGCUCAGACUUUGAAAACUCUGAAGUAAGAUGGGUUAUUACAGUGCCUGCUAUUUGGAAGCAGCCUGCAAAACAGUUUAUGAGACAAGCUGCCUACAAGGCAGGAAUGGCAACUCCUGAAAAUCCGGAGCAGUUGAUCAUUGCCCUGGAACCUGAGGCUGCCUCUAUCUACUGCCGAAAACUUCGCCUUCACCAGAUGAUAGACCUGAGUAGUAGGGCACCUGUUAAUGGUUAUAGCCCAAGUGACACAACUGCAACUGGAUUUACACAGGCUAAGGAACACGUCCGUCGUAAUCGACAGAGUCAUACCUUUUUGGUGGAGAAUGUCAUAGGGGAGAUCUGGUCUGAACUGGAAGAAGGUGAUCGUUACAUCGUCGUUGACAGUGGAGGAGGCACAGUGGAUAUGACUGUUCAUCAGAUCAGGCUCCCUGAAGGGCAUCUUAAGGAACUGUACAAGGCAACAGGUGGGCCAUAUGGUUCUUUAGGUGUGGACUAUGAAUUUGAAAAGCUCCUGUGUAAAAUAUUUGGAGAAGAUUUUAUUGAACAAUUUAAAAUCAAGCGUCCUGCUGCCUGGGUAGAUCUGAUGAUAGCAUUUGAGUCCCGUAAAAGGGCAGCAGCUCCAGACAGAACCAAUCCACUGAACAUUACUCUGCCUUUCUCCUUCAUUGACUAUUACAAGAAGUUUCGAGGUCACAGUGUAGAACAUGCCUUAAGGAAAAGCAAUGUGGACUUUGUGAAGUGGUCCUCCCAGGGAAUGCUGAGGAUGAGCCCUGAUGCAAUGAAUGCUCUUUUCAAACCUACAAUAGACCAGAUUGUUCAGCACCUUAGUGAUGUGUUUGAUAAACCAGAAGUGACCAAUGUCAAGUUUCUGUUUCUGGUGGGUGGCUUUGCUGAAUCCCCCUUACUUCAACAAGCUGUCCAGAGUGCUUUUGGUUCCAGAUGUCGAGUCAUCAUCCCUCAGGAUGUGGGGCUCACUAUACUCAAAGGAGCUGUCCUCUUUGGUCUAGACCCUGCCGUCAUCAAAGUGCGACGUUCCCCUCUCACCUAUGGUGUUGGGGUGUUGAAUCGGUUUGUGGAAGGGAAACAUCCACCAGAGAAGCUGCUAAUCAAAGAUGGCACGCGCUGGUGCACUGAUGUUUUUGACAAAUUUAUCUCAGCUGACCAAUCUGUAGCCCUUGGAGAAACUGUGACACGCAGUUAUACACCUGCAAAACCUUCUCAGUUAGUAAUAGUGAUCAAUAUCUACAGCUCAGAACAAGAUAAUGUGAGUUUCAUCACAGAAUCUGGAGUGAAAAAGUGUGGCACCCUUCGCUUGGAUCUCACAGGAACUGAUGCUUCAGUGCCAAACCGACGGGAGAUCAAAACACUCAUGCAGUUUGGGGACACUGAAAUCAAAGCCAUAGCCAUUGAUGUUGCCACUUCUAAAAGUGUCAAAGUUGGUAUUGAUUUCUUAAACUACUAGCAGUCCAUUUUCACCACCAUGGCCUGUUCGUGAGACUGUUCUUCCACUAUUUCAUUUUUUGACAUACAUAUAUCAUGUAAUCAACUUGAAUUUCAGCAGGCUAGAUGAGGACAGCCAGUAGGUAGGGAUAUGUCAUGUUUGUGACCUUGGAUGACCAAAGGCUGGAUCUUAAAAGACCCCUCAAAAGUUUGGGGAGCAAAGGUUCCGGAGGUAGUAAAAGUUCCUGAGUUGCUCAAGCAUGCUUAAAGCCCCACCAUUUUUAAGUAAUGCUGAUUGUUGUUGGUUGUUAAAUAUUAGUUAAAAGAUAUAAGAUCAUUAUGUCUUUGUUGUGCCCUGCUUCCUCUUCCUCCCUAGAAACACUCACCAAUUCACAGGGUGUUUGUAGGGAUUAUCUGUAUGAACAGCACCAUCCUCUGAAAAAAUUACUAGCUUACAGUCUUCUUUUGUUCUCUUGAUUUUGCCCUGUACUUUCAAAACUUUAAAUGCUGAAAGCCAGACACUUAAUGAAUAGAAAAUGAGUUUCAUAAUUUCUGAGAUUCCACUGAAAAUAAAAUCCUUAGAAUCCUUAAAAUUAGAUUUAAAAUACAAAAAUAUAAUAUAUAGGGUGCCUAAUAUUAACUGCUGUGUUUUGGAAAUAAAGCCUCUUUGUUAAAAGCUCUUAGAGCUAGCUUUGAGACUGAACAGCCAGCAUUGUUUUCAUUUAUACUUUGGAAAAUUGUUAAAAACAAACCUAUUUUCCUUUAAGGCUAAACUUUUUUUUUUUAGUCUCCAUCUGAAAUCACAGAAUCACAAAAUAGUUCAGGCUGGAAGGGACCUCCAUAGAUCAACUUGUUCAGUCCACCUGCUCAAAGCAAGGUCAACUAGAGCUGAUUGUUCUGGACAUUGACCAGUUGGGUUUAUGAAUAUCUCCAAAGUUGGAGACUCCAUAGCCUUUCUAGGCAACCUGUUCCAGUGUUUGACCACUCUCGCAAAAAAAAAAAAAAAAAAAAAAAAAAGAUUUUUUUUUUGUUUAAAUGAAAUUUCUUGUAUUUCAGUUUGGCCCAUUACCUUGUCUGUUUGCUGGAUACCACUGAGAAGAGUCUGUCCCCAUCUUCUUUAUGCCCUCUUAUGAGGCAUUUAUACACACUGGUAAGAUCCAACCCCUCCUUCCCUUCCCUCCCCCCCCAAGUCUUCUCUUCUCCAGGCUAAGCAGCUCUCUCAGCUUCUCCUUGUAUGUCACAAGCUCCAGUCCCUUAAUCAGCCUUUGGGCCCUUUAUUGGACUUGCUUGAGUACAUCCAUGUCUCUCUUCUACUGGGGAGCCCAGAACUAAACCCAGCACUCCAGAUGGGGCCUCAGCAGUGCUGAAGAGAGGGGAAAAAUCACCUCCUUCAGCAUGCUGGCAACACUGUUCCUAAUGCAGCCCAGGAUGCUGUUGGCCUUUGCUGCAAGGAGGGGCACGUUCCUGGCUCAUGUUCAACUUGCUACCAAGACCCUCAGGACCUUCUCUGCCGAGAUGCUUUCCAGUCAGUCAGCCUCUAGCCUGCACUGGUGCAUGAGGUUAUUCCUCCUGAGAUGCAGGACUUUGCACUUCCCUUUUAUGAAUUUAAUGAGGUUCCACUCUGCUUGUUUCUCCAGUCUCCCUGUGAAUGGCAGCACACCGAUCUGGUCUAUCAAUCAUUCCUCCCAGUGGUUGUAUUUUUUCUUGUUAAUCUCUGUUAAUUUUUGGAAAUACAGUAAGCUGAUGGCUGUCCAGGAAGUUUUAAACAAUUUAAAGGGGAGAAAAUGUCCAGAUCAAAAGAAUAAUAACUUAUUUCGAGUAGCAAACAUUUUAAUAAUGGAAAAUAUAUUUCUGUGUUGAGUUAACUUGCACUGAAGUGGAAGACAGAGGCCAAGAGAACAAAACUACAAAAAGGAUUAAGUAGAUAAAGCAUUCCUUAAGUAGCUAGGAGCAUGCAAUUAUACUACAGGGGGAGUACAAUGAUGGUCCCAGUAAGAUCUUGCUUACCAAAUAAUAACUUUCUAGAAAUAUUUUCUGAUGCAUAUUCACCUGGAGAAUUUUUUCUAGAGCUGACAGUUUUUAUUUUGUAAAAUCCUACAAGUAGGUAACUUGUGAAACCCUGGAUCUCUAUCUGCCAUGAACUGACAGCUUCUAAUGCAAAUCCAAAUCCCCAUUCAAAUUUGCAGACUGAUACUAAUCUGUAGAAUCACCCCCAAAUGCUGACACUUUCAAAGCUUUUAUACAGAGUUGAUUACCUGCUGGAAUUCAUUACAUUUUUGAAACUUUGCAAUGUUAGCUGUUAAACUUAACCUUCCUUUCUAAUAAGUUGAGCAUGAGUUAAAGCCAUUACUGACACUUUUGGGAAAUAAAAGUUUUAUCAAUUACUUCACUAAUUUAUAUUCCAAUUCUGCACUUCAGAUUUCUAUGUUUAACCUAGAGUUUUGCCACAGUAAAGAGUGCAGAACUGGCUGGCCGCAUUUUGCUCUUGAAUUUUGUGUCUCCUGCAGAAUUCCUGAGUAGAAUGUGAAAAUAAAUGUUUUGCAUUUGGUUAAUUAAAAAAAAAAAGAAAAAAGAUGACGACUAUGGAGAAUGCUAGUCACUGUAUCUGGCUGGAUACUUUCUGUAAUUACAAAGUAUGCUUGCUAGCAUUCAGUUUCCUGCUGCCUGCUAAAUGCUUUAAAAGCUAAAUAUUAGAAUUUUUUGUGUGUUGCUUUCCAUGGUUUACAAACAAGAGAAACUUUAAGAUGAGUUAUGAACAAUAUAAUUUUAUGUAUAUACAAUAUUUAAAUAUUGUACAGACUCUUUCUUUCUACAGUGCUAUUUUCUUGUAUGAAAAUGCUCUUUGCCUCUGUUGAAUUCAUUCAGCUGUUAAUUUUAAAUAACAUAGUUUUUCAGUCAGCUUCCAUAAUUAUAGGCUUUUAAAGAUGGUAAGAUAUGAAAUGUAAAAGGCUGAUUUUAUAAUAAUAAGAAAAAAAUGCCUGUGUGUCAGAGAAUACAGCGUUCUUCCUGCAAUGCAAGUCAUACCAGUUAAGCAUAUUACAUGGAUGCACUAGUAUGUUGGUAGGAUUUUCAUUGCUUUGUUUCAGAUGGUCACCCUUCCAUUUCUAACAGUUCAUCAUAAUAAUGGAUGAAUUCUCCUGUAAAAUCAUGUUAAAAUUUAGAAUGUAUGAUCUGGAUAUACAGCUUCUUUAACACUUUUUUUUUUUUUAAGGAUCUUCUCUGAUUAAAAAUUAUACUUGUUAAAGCCAGGCAAUAAUGACUUAUAGUAGCUGCAGAUCAGGUGCAAUAGAAACUGCUAGUCUAUCAGUGCCCAUACACAAAGUUCCUACAGAAAGGCAGGCUUCAGUAUCUUUGCAUUCUGCAUUUCACUGAAUGGGUCUAUUCUACACACACUUGUUUCCAGUAUAUUCGUGGCCUUAAGUUAGGGCAAAAUUCGGUCUAGUAAACUUUUGGUUACGUGGCUGCACCUCGACUCCCCUCUCCGCCAAAGAGGAGACCCAGUACAGAUCAUGUGGCUCGUGAUUUUUGUGCUGUUUUCAGCCUGUUGGCAGUGAAUAGUAACAGUAAUUUCUGCAGCUCUUCAGAAGUGUAGUUUUUGAACAGUAGUGAUUUUCUGCACUUUUGUAUUCACCUUUUAUAAGAUUCUAUGUGGAUCCAAGCAGGGUUUUGUUAAUUAAAUGAUUCUGCUGUAACUGUAAAAUGUGAAGAUUUGGCAUAUUUUUGCACUUCCUCAUUACCAAGCUUACCUUUGCAGAACAGGGAACUACUGAGCAAACUCCCACCUGACCUCAUUGACCUCUUUACACCCAAGAAUGGAAAAUUAGCUUGUUUCUCUAGUGAAUUAGAAUAAGGAAGUAGAAUGUUAUGCUAUUGUCUGUAGUCUGUAACCCUGUUGAACAACUUUAUAUAUGUAAGUGACAUACAGAUGCCCGAUUUGAUAGUGAAGGUUGCUAGGCUAUGAAAUUAAUAUGAAAUUUAUUAGGGAAUGAGUCAUUUUUAGAAUAGUAAUUCUGUAACUAUAGCAAGAUAUUCCUGCAGAGCAUUUUUUCUGUAGGGAUUUCAAAUGGCAUUGGGCAACUUAGUGUUGAAAAGGCCUGCUAUCCUUAGGCAAAACAAGCAGCCUUGACAGAAGUUUUUCUUGAGCAGCAACUUGUAAGUGUGGGUCAAAGUUACAUGGCUCCAGGCUGAAAGUUAGCAGCUAAUUGUGAUAGAAUUCUAGAAUUGUACUAGAAUCUGAUAAACAUACAGUGAUGGUUAUAACAGGUAAUAUUGAUAUAUUCAUACCACUGUAUAUAUAUAUACAGGAGUUUUAAUGCAUUAUUAUGAGAAGGCUAAUUAUAUAUUGCAGAGAUUUAAUCACCAAGAUAAGCUGCAUAUUUAUAAUAUGAAGUGGCUUAAGCGGCUGAAUAGUUUAAAAGUUGUUGGGCAUAAUGUCACAGUACUCACCUGCUUAAAAUAGUCUUAAACUAUAUUAUAAAACGAACCAUUGUGGUCUUGUUCACCUCUGUGCAAGAUAUGUUCAGAUUUCACUGAUGCUUGGAGCUGUUCACAAGUUGUCUGGAUUGUAUCUUGAGUGCUUGUGUCUUCAACCAUGUCAAAUAAAAUAUGAUAAAACUAAA